AUGAAGUUCCUCGCUGUUGCUGCCGGCCUCGUUGCCGCUGCCUCUGCCUACACAUACCCAACUCCCUUCAACCCAACUGCCAGCGGUGCUGGUCCCAGUGGUAACGCCAUCUACACCCCAGACACCACCAGCCCGGCCACCUUGGGCGAGCCCUACAGCAUCACCUGGGACCCUACUACUCCAGGCCCUGUCGCUCUGGUUCUCUGCCAGGGUCCUUCCACCAACUGCGAGCCUAUCUUGACCAUUGCCGACUCCAUCGCCAACAGCGGUGAACACACCUGGACUCCCGAGGGACUUACACCUUCUUCCACCUCGUCCGGCGGAUACGGUAUCAUGCUCAUCGACUACACCACCGAAGCCUACCAAUACUCCACCCAAUUCGGUAUUCUCGCUGGUUCCAGCGUCAGCUCCUCCUCCUCCUCCACCACCUCAUCUUCCGUUGCCACUGCUCCCGCUUCUACCAAGACCACCACUUCCACCGUCAACAUUAUCCCUAGCAGUGCCGUGGUUACCCCUACUUCUACUCCUCUCAGCACCGUCAUCAGCAAGGUCGUCAGCACCACCACUGUCUGCCCUUGCGAGAGCGCCGCUACCACCGGUGCUGCCACCACCACUGCUGUCCCCAUUCCUCUCUCCACUGGCACUGUUUCCAUCCCAUGGACCACCAGCACUCACACCCCCAGCGUCCCAAGCUCAGUCGCCAGCAACGCUCCCACUCAGCCUGCUUACACCGGCGCUGCUUCCAGCAACAUGGUUAGCUACGGUGCCAUGGGCGCCGCUGCUGGUCUCGCCGCUCUCUUUGCUUUUUAA
Talaromyces atroroseus is the source of this 810-nucleotide messenger RNA. RefSeq lists its product as hypothetical. The transcript has a single exon. The coding region runs from base 1 to 810 and encodes 269 amino acids. Lineage: Eukaryota; Fungi; Ascomycota; Eurotiomycetes; Eurotiales; Trichocomaceae. The record is from RefSeq and is a predicted model, not a curated record.